AUGGUCCGAAAAUUAAAAUACCAUGAACAAAAAUUACUCAAGAAGGUUGACUUUCUUCAGUGGAAAAAUGAAAAUAAUAUAAGAGAAAUAAAAAUCAUUCGUCGUUACCAUUUACAAAAACGAGAGGAUUAUCACAAAUAUAAUAAAUUAUGUGGUUCAAUAAAAAAACUCGCUAAUCGUAUAUCUUUGUUAGAUCCAAGGGAUCCCUUUAGAAAUAAGCAAGAAAUUGCGUUACUGGAUAAACUGUACUCGAUGGGACUAAUCACCGGUAAAAAACAAUUUAGUCAAACUGAUAAAAUUAAUGUUUCAGCCUUUUGCAGACGAAGGUUACCUAUUGUAAUGUGUCGAUUAAAAAUGGCCGAAACCGUUAAGGAGGCCGUCACAUUUGUUGAACAAGGUCAUAUACGUGUUGGUCCUGAAACAAUUACUGAUCCAGCCUAUUUGGUAACGAGAAAUCUUGAAGAUUUUGUAACUUGGGUAGAUACUUCCAAGAUUAAACGAAAGAUUAUGAAAUAUAAUGACAAGCUUGAUGAUUAUGAUUUAUUAUGA
Funneliformis mosseae is the source of this 549-nucleotide messenger RNA. The record is from the annotation of a GenBank genome assembly. NCBI's taxonomy places the organism in Eukaryota, Fungi, Glomeromycota, Glomeromycetes, Glomerales, Glomeraceae.